UUCACUAUGUUGGACUGUACGAGCCGCCUUCUUUUUAGCAUUUCUCCAUUUUUAUUCUCUUCUUCAGAUUUCUUCGAAAAAAUUCCAUUUCUUCUUCCCAAGAUGGAAAGAUCUGAAUCUCUGUCAUCUCUUACAUACAAAGGGUCAAUUCCUGAAGCAAUUCUCGAAGCUAAAACCCAGAAGAAACUUUUCGUUGUCUACAUUUCAGGUGAAGAUGAUGAGUCAAAAAACCUGGAGGACUCAACGUGGACUGACGUAAAAGUGAAAGAGUCAUUGUCAAAGUAUUGCAUUCUAGUGCAUAUCCGAGGAGGAAGUAAUGAUGCCUCAAAUUUUUCUGCUAUAUAUCCACAGAAAUCUGUUCCAUGCAUAACAGCAAUUGGAUAUAAUGGUGUGCAAGUUUGGCAAAGUGAAGGGUUUGUCAGUGCUGAAGUUCUAGCAUCCAGUUUAGAGAAGGCAUUAUUGAGUCUUCAUUUCCAGGAAACAACGGCAACAGUCCUUAGUGCUGCACUUGCUUCAAAGAAAUAUGAAUCGUCUAGUUCUGGGGCUUCUACUGUUAGCCACUUUGAUCAAGGAAAUUGUUCAAAUUCCUCUGUUCCAUCAACCACAAUGGACGAGGUUGUCCAGUCGUUGGAGUUUGGGGGUAUAGAGGAAAAUGGUGAUAAUGAAAACACUGUUAAGGAGAGAAAUCCUGAAUUGGUUGACAAGAGUAGAUCAGAAUCAUUUAACAAUGACAACUCAGCUAAUGUUGUGGAUGAACAAUGUGAUGUAUCCAAUGAAGCAACCAGGACAGUUGUUAGUUCUGUUUCUUUACAUCCAGCAGUUCCUGUAUCUGAGAAUACAUCCUCACGUCCUGAAGAUGAUUGUAUCAUCCCAGUAAAGGGCAUCGAUGAUCGGUCAAGUUUUCCCAGUGGAAGUUCACCAGUGCGUACUGCAGUAGCAGAGAAAGCCAUGCAACGUGAAAAGGAUAAAGUAUUAGAUGACAAGCAAGAUGGUGCAUCAGAAAGUACUGCAACCGCAAAUAUACCAACUGAUGUUCAUUUAAAUAUCCGAUUACCUGAUAAUAGUAGCCUACAAGAGAAGUUUCCUGUGGCAUACACUCUGAGAAGGAUUAAAGACUAUGUGGAUAGAAACCAAUCAACUGGGAUGGGCUCUUAUGAUCUUGCCAUUCCUUAUCCUCGCAAGGUAUUUGGUGAUCAAGAUUUGAGUAAAUCUUUAUUGGACUUGGGUCUGCUUAACAGACAAGCAUUGAUAGUGGUUCCACAUCAGAGAUCCACUGGUUUCCAAGGGCAAAGAUCCCUUGCAGACCAAAGAAAUUCUCCACCUACUGAAGAUUCUGCAGGAAGCAAUGGGGGAUAUUUUGCAUACAUCAAAAGCUUUUUGUCUUACGUAAAUCCUUUUUCUUAUCUUGGUGGCAGUACCAGCUCAUCAACUACUGCACAGGAAUCUCAAAGUGGCAUCUGGGAAUAUGGUCCAAAUCCUACACUGCAAAAUAACUUGGCUGGAAGAAAUAGGACGCAUUCACCCAACUUGCCGAACAGAAGCACAUCAACUGCCAGGGAUGACAGCAGGAACCGGCGACCCACGACCACCCAAUAUGGCAGCAAUAUUCAUACGCUAAAACACGAUGAAGAUGAUGGUAGAUUCAACGAUAGAAAUCCCUUCUGGAAUGGAAAUUCUACACAGUAUGGUGGUAAUAGCGAUAGCAAAUAAUCCGGGUCAGCUAGGUUAUUUAAGUUUUUGCUCCGGCAUAUUUAAAUCAAAAGCAUGAUUCUUGCUCUUAUCACAUGUUAUCUCCGACGUUUAGGAACAGAAUUGACUGUUUAUGAAUAGCGUCAAAUUCCUGGCUUGUGCAUCGCAUUGCAAUCGGAUAUCUAGUUUUCUACUUA
Molecule: messenger RNA, 1886 nt
Organism: Durio zibethinus
Lineage: Eukaryota; Viridiplantae; Streptophyta; Magnoliopsida; Malvales; Malvaceae
Product: Ubiquitin-like superfamily protein
Molecular function (GO): protein binding
Source: RefSeq, a predicted model, not a curated record